Canis lupus familiaris (dog) is the source of this 1078-nucleotide messenger RNA. RefSeq names its product NK6 homeobox 2 (gene NKX6-2). Gene Ontology annotation, biological process: regulation of transcription by RNA polymerase II; cell differentiation. Gene Ontology annotation, cellular component: nucleus. Gene Ontology annotation, molecular function: RNA polymerase II cis-regulatory region sequence-specific DNA binding; DNA-binding transcription factor activity, RNA polymerase II-specific. The record is from RefSeq and is a predicted model, not a curated record. The coding region runs from base 33 to 1043 and encodes 336 amino acids. Lineage: Eukaryota; Metazoa; Chordata; Mammalia; Carnivora; Canidae. The transcript has 4 exons.
GAUGCGCUCCCGGGCCGGCGGCGGCGGCGCCCAUGGACGCUAACCGCCCGGGCGCGUUCGUGCUGAGCAGCGCCCCGCUGGCCGCGCUGCACAACAUGGCCGAGAUGAAGAGCGCGCUGUUCCCCUACGCGCAGCUGGGCCCCGCCGGCUUCAAGGCGCCCGCGCUCGGCGGCCUGGGCGCGCAGCUGCCCCUCGGCACCCCGCACGGCAUCAGCGACAUCCUGGGGCGGCCGGUGGGGGCGGCGGGCGGCGGGCUCCUGGGCGGCCUGCCCCGCCUCAACGGGCUCGCCUCGUCGGCCGGCGUGUACUUCGGGCCCGCGGCCGUGGCGCGCGGCUACCCCAAGCCGCUGGCCGAGCUGCCGGGGCGCCCGCCCAUCUUCUGGCCCGGCGUGGUGCAGGGCUCGCCCUGGAGGGACCCGCGGCUGGCCGGCCCGGCCCAGGCCGGCGGCGUCCUGGACAAGGACGGCAAGAAGAAGCACUCGCGGCCCACCUUCUCGGGCCAGCAGAUCUUCGCGCUGGAGAAGACCUUCGAGCAGACCAAGUACCUGGCGGGCCCCGAGCGCGCGCGCCUCGCCUACUCGCUGGGCAUGACGGAGAGCCAGGUCAAGGUGUGGUUCCAGAACCGCCGGACCAAGUGGCGCAAGCGGCACGCGGCGGAGAUGGCGUCGGCCAAGAAGAAGCAGGACUCGGACGCCGAGAAGCUGAAGGUGGGCGGCUCGGACGCGGAGGACGACGACGAGUACAACCGGCCCCUGGACCCCAACUCGGACGACGAGAAGAUCACGCGGCUGCUCAAGAAACACAAACCCGCGAACUUGGCGCUGGAACCGGAGCGGUCAUUUCUAGAGGCCUCCACGGCGACCCACAGCCGAUACCCCGUUCCACAGAAGCGCGUGGGGCCGGACUGCCGCGGGGCACGGGGACAGAGCAGCGGCCACAGCACUGACGCCGAACAGACCUCGAUGGCACCGUCAGGAACGGAUUCGGCAAGCGGACACCCCAGCACUUCAGUGGUAGUGAUUUACCUAAAAACGAGCGUCUAAGGCCUUCGCCCAGUCCAGGAAUUCUGUAGUGUUCU